AUGGCCACUUUUCUACACAAAUCCACAGACGUGCACCCGCCGUCAAGUCGUAAUGAUACCACAAGCCCGUACAUCCCAGCUUCGAGGGCAUCGGCCUUGGGCAUCUGGACGCCACUCCGUCGCGCUCAACCGUCCCAGCCGUCGCUUCGACGUGCUAAUACCGUCACACAAUCUGGCAUUACAAAACGACCCGACAGGCCGCUGCCUAAUCGACGCAAUAAAGACCAGUCGCCAACCCUAGGACACACGAGAUCUAGCACAGAAGCCUUGCACCAACGCGCAAUGACCCAUGACGGGAUAGCUGGCCCGAGAGAAGGAAACCAUUUUACCGUUGCAAACGUGGGCAACAAUGGGAAGCUUUAUCUCAGACCCCGAAUAGAAUCACGACACCAUGCCCAACCCGUGAAUUUCUCUCCGCCUUCUCAGCCCCGUUCUAAGCUAGCGCCGGCUAAACCAGCUUUGGCUUCUGAUACUCGACAGAGUAUUUGGUCCUCGUCUCAGUUCUCGGAACUCCAACCCAAAUAUGCUCGUGAAGACGUAGUUGAAACAGAUCCUGGCGCUAACAAUCAUGAGCCCCGUCAGAGAAGGGCUCAUUCGUUUUCGACAAUAUCCGAGUAUGAGCCGUCUGCUCCUACUAAAAACGGCCAGGAACUGCGCAUUGUUAUAGAUCGAUUUGAGAGCAACGACUCCAUCGACACUUCCGCUCCUCCAUCUGCAACUGCAUUGGAGGUCCCAAUUCCACAUUACCGGCUUGGCACACCGCAAUUCAAACCCGAAGGAUCGCCUGUACUGCGAAGCUCUCUCUACACAAACACGUCCAUGUCAGAUAAUGCUCCACUACCGUCAUAUCUAACAGAAAAUGAGGAGCGGAAUCGGAUACACUCAACCUACGACUCACCAGGUCUCGCACCCCCGGCCGCCACCCUCUCAGUAGCCAUGUCGUUAUUUUCCGGCGUAUCUCCGGCACAUGGGAAGGCUAGGUACUCCAGCUCUACUCGGAGGUCAGGCAUUUACAACCUACGUGAUCCUAUUGAACCAGCGGUCUUUGAUUUCCUCACCGAGGACAUGAAUGACCCAUCAGUAGUGAAAUAUAUGGCAGAUGGUCGGGACAUCAGCGCCGCCACACCAGCCCGCAUUGUUGCCGAGAUUUCGUCUGAUUCAUUCAUGGAUUAUGAACUAGUUUCCGACUUCUUUCUGACUUUCCGCCCUUAUCUCUCGUCGACAAAUCUCUUGGCCUUGUUGCUAGCCCGUCUGGAAUGGGCUAUCAAUCGAUUACAGGAAGAUGGGCGAAUUAUUCGCAUUCGGACCUUUGCUGCUUUGCGCCAUUGGAUACUCAACUAUUUUGCGGAUGACUUUGUCAGCAAUCGUGACCUGCGAGUCCAGUUCUGUGAUAAAAUCAAUUCAAUGUUCACAGACGUGACUGCACGGAGGACUGCUGGUAUUAGUGACAUUAAAAUUUUGGUUGACCUCAAACGUUGUUGGCAUGGGAGGUGCUUGCUUUAUUGGGACUGCGAAGCCUUCGGCUUCCCAGAUACUCCGGUCAUACCUGGCGGUGUCUCGGGCAGUCGGGACUUGAGCAAGACGAGGCUCAGCGAGGCGAGCAUCCCGUACCCUGAAGCAGUCAUUGACCCAGACAUGGAUUCUCCGCUACCAGAACCAUCGGUCACAAAAGCCCAAGAAACUACGUCAGAGCGCAUCACCCAGCAGAAAGCACAUGUACGGAAUGCUUCCUCAGGAACUUCUCGUAGUGUUCCAGGCUCUAGCAAUGGCUCUAGCAUUCAAGCACUAUCAUGCUCCUUUCCUCCAAGACGGACCUCGGCUUCACUGGAAUCUGUCAGCUCUCCUCAUCCGAUUGUUGUACCAACACAGUCGACAACCAGUCCCUCGAAUCCCCGUUCCCCUGGUGCUAGUAGCACUCGAAGGACCCCAGUCCAUGCCCACAAACGCAGUGGAAGCUUCUCAGAUUCCAUCCGUGACGACCGUGCUCCCCUGUCUCAGCCCGUUGUUGAAAGCCAAAACCAGACUCUACUGUCCACAUCUCAGAAUGGCAGUCUCAUACGCGGCAAUCUUGUCCCACCAGGCGAAGCAAUUGUCAGAAUGCAAGCCCCUCCUUCCCCAAUAAUACAGCAAAACCCGGACGAAUUGUCCGAGCCACACGCGAGAAGUGCAUCGGAGGGAAAUAUCAAGCCAUUGGGAGCAGCCAGUCCCGGACUCAGAACCGUUAUUGGUUCGAUUCGCCGCGCCUUGCAUUCUCGACCACUUGGCAUCAGUAAUGCUGUUGCCACCGGAUCUGUGAACGUUCGUUUUCCUAGAGGAAAAACUGCUGCACUUCCUGUCAAUGUGGCUUUCAAAUCUGAUUUUUAUAAGGAUCGGAAAGCUUUACCCGUUUCAAAGGAUCCCCCGAAAGCGGACUAUUUCUGUCAGCAGAGUACAAAAGAGUAUCGCGAAGCACUAGGUCUAGAUGCUCCAAAACCGUCGGUUCCAUUUUCAAUCGAGCCCUACAAAACUGAUACUGGCGUUCCCCAAUUGCAAGCCCCGGCCCCACGGUUUCAAAGCCUCGCAAGUGAAGUAACAAUGGGGAGCAAAUCAAUCCUGAUCGUUGAUGAUACUGGUCUUGAUAUGCCGGCAGCAUCAGGAGGCCUUGGUUGGCCGAUCGAGCAAGAUGGGAACGGCCGCAGCAGAGAAACGUCUCUGACGCGGUAUAAUGACUCAACUUCGCAGCCCAGCGAAGUUCCCGUUUCUAGUUUAACGGAAGGUUUCAGCAAUAAUGCCUAUUUUACUAGUCAACCAUUGGACUCGCCUGUCCAGCGCUUUUUAGGCACUCCAUCGGUUCGAAAGACCGACUCAAUUGCUAGCCGCCUUCGAAAGUACGCCUCUUUCCACAGCGGGGUAAGCCGCUCGACUCGGGAUGGUUCAAGUGAAACUGCAGGUUCUGAAGCUGCCGGCGAGAAACCAUUGGCUCGUAUGUUACGGAGACGACCAGGAGGAAAUCUACGGAAGAUCCAAAACGUCCACGACCUGGAACCUCACCUACGUCCUCAAUCCUUUGCGACAGAUACUUCGUUGACCGAAUCGGUUGCAUCUUCGGCUCGCCAUUAUAUUCGAAGAACCUUUGCUCGCUCCUCUCAAAUGCGAGCAUUGUCAACACCGCCGCGUUUUGAUCUAGUCAACACCCAUUCAUCCCAGCACCUACGGCCAUCGUUUGAAGCAGCCAUUGCGGAAUUUUCGCGCAUUCCCGAUGACACCGACGGAGGAAUUGAAUCAACUUUGCUGAAAUUGGAAGGCAAAUGGCCCUUGGCUGGUAGCUCAGGUAAUCGUGCAGGCAAAGGAUACGUUCAACAUCCCAUUAGACACGAAGGCUUUGCCGAACGGAAUGCUGCACAUGUUGCUUUCAGAGAAGUGGAAAAUGGUAGCGAAACUUACCAAACGACGUCUAGAACGGCCCCCGUGGCCGAAGGUCGUCAAAUCUUAACCUCACAAGUUUACACUGACUCAGUCGUGUCGGAAUUUUCCGAUAGCUCUAUUCCUCUCUUAGAAAGGGGACUGAGUGACGAUUCCAUGAAGAAGCAACAUCCAACUUCUCAUCCAUUUGAUGCGCCUCGUCCUUUAAACAUCAGAAAAGACGGCCAGGAUCUAGUAAAACGCGAGUCGUCGCACCGUUCUUUUCAAAUCAUUGAUGACACGGAGAGUUUGCGACAAUUAUCAAGAAACCAAGGAAUACCACAACAGCCUUCUACGGACGAACCUACACGUGAUUAUCACUCGGAUCUUUCUUCUGAAGUUUCCGUUGAUAUUAUUGGUAGAGAUGAGGCCUUGCACGAGUCGAACGGCACAGGGUACUCUCUAUCAAGUGCUUCCCUCGACGUCCCGUCUCAUCCCCUUGCGCAUCCACCAUCUCCUCCAAUGACAAUCCAACAAACGACGUCUAUACCCUCUUAUCCAAAACCGGAGACUCCUGUAGUCUCCCAGGCACCGUUAACGCCUGGCCCGUCUCCAACUCAGAGAGCGGAGCCCGCACCAAUGGCACUUGCUUCCAGUGAGAAGAACAACGCACACCCUGGCCACGCUGUUCCACGUAUUCAAGUCCCGCAAGCAACAAAUCAUAUUCCUUUUGUGUUGGCAUAUAAUUCACAGGUGCUUGCUCAGCAGUUCACCGUGGUAGAAAAGUCAGCGCUAGACGAACUUGACUGGAAAGACCUUGUUGAAAUGAAAUGGAACCAUAAUUCGUCCACAUCAGUCAGUUGGGUCCAGUUUUUAGCGGAGCAGGAACGCAAAGGCAUUGAUCUAGUCGUCGGUCGUUUCAAUCUUAUGGUGAAGUGGAUUCUCUCCGAGAUUGUUCUCACCCAGGAUAUUCAAGACCGGGCCCGAACGAUUUCUAAAUUUAUCCAUGUUGCCGGCCAUGCCAGGCGCAUCUGCAACUAUUCGACUAUGCUACAGAUUGCGAUUGCUCUGUCAUCUGUCGACUGCACAAGGCUUCAGAACACAUGGGCACUAGUGAGCCCGGCAGAUAAGCAACUACUUGAGAGCAUCGAAGCGUUGAUCCAACCAGUCCGCAAUUUCCAUGAACUCCGAGUUGAGAUGGAGACGGCGAACUUACAAGAUGGAUGCAUUCCAUUUGUCGGACUGUAUGUUCAUGACCUCACCUACAACGCUCAGAAGCCAUCCCAGAUCACUGGAACUCCCGAUGGAGACGCGCUUAUCAACUUUGAACGGUAUCGGACUGCUGCUCGCAUUGUCAAAUGCCUCCUUCGAUUGAUUGACGCGAGUGACAAGUACAGCCUGAAACCGGUUCCAGGCCUCGUCGAAAAAUGUCUUUGGGUUUCGUCUCUCUCUGAGGAACAGAUACAAGCUCUGAGUAAGAAUAUUGAGUGA
Messenger RNA from Talaromyces rugulosus, 4872 nucleotides. RefSeq lists its product as uncharacterized. The record is from RefSeq and is a predicted model, not a curated record. Gene Ontology annotation, cellular component: plasma membrane. Lineage: Eukaryota; Fungi; Ascomycota; Eurotiomycetes; Eurotiales; Trichocomaceae. Gene Ontology annotation, biological process: Ras protein signal transduction; positive regulation of GTPase activity. Gene Ontology annotation, molecular function: guanyl-nucleotide exchange factor activity. The transcript is spliced from 2 exons. Bases 1 to 4872 code for a protein of 1623 amino acids.